AAAAGCUUCUAUAUUUCUUUUAGUUUUCUUUGUUUGGGUUUGAGUGAUGACUAGAAAGAAGGUGAAACUUGCAUUUAUCAGCAAUGAUUCUGCAAGAAAAGCAACCUUCAAGAAAAGAAAGAAGGGUCUAGUGAAGAAGGUGAGAGAGCUGAGUACUCUUUGUGGGAUUGAUGCUUGUGCUAUCAUUUUUAGUCCCUAUGAUGCUCAACCUGAGAUUUGGCCUUCUCCUUUGGGAGUCCAAAGAGUUUUGUCACAGUUCAAGAGGAUGCCUGAGAUGGAGCAGAGCAAGAAGAUGGUGAAUCAGGACAGUUUUAUCAGGCAAAGGAUUGGGAAAGGGAAUGAACAGCUGAAGAAGCAGCGGAAAGAUAACCGCGAAAGGGAGAUGACUCAGGUUAUGUUCCAAGGUCUCACCGGGAGGAGCCUCCAUGGUUUGAACAUUCUGGACUUGAAUGAUAUUGGAUACUUGAUUGACCAACACUUGAAGGACAUACAUAAGAGGGUGGACACUUUGAACAAGACGGCGAUGCAGGCUCCAGCUGCGGUGCCUAGGCCUUCAAGUGUUGGCGAAAGCUCUCGGCAGGCAGAGAGGGGUGGUUUCGAGAUGAAUGUCGAUGCAAUGCAAAAGCAGCAGUGGUUUAUGGACUUGAUGAGCCCACCUGAGAAUAUGGGAUUUGCUGGGGAGGAUAUGAUCUUGCCAUUUGGGGAUACCUAUCACAAUUCUCUUUGGUCUAAUUCCUAUUUCCCUUGAGAAAAAAUUGUGUUUGAUUGAUUGAUGUGUGCUGAUCUUGAGGGAUUUAUUUUAAGUGCUUGUUUUCUAGAUCUUAUUGUUCUGAUCAUAUUGUUCCUAGUCCUCUGGAAGUUUCUAUGUACACAGAUUUGUUAUUCAUAAUAAUGUUAGUUGAAUCACAGACACA
Pistacia vera is the source of this 914-nucleotide messenger RNA. RefSeq names its product agamous-like MADS-box protein AGL80. The transcript has a single exon. Gene Ontology annotation, molecular function: protein dimerization activity; DNA-binding transcription factor activity, RNA polymerase II-specific; RNA polymerase II cis-regulatory region sequence-specific DNA binding. NCBI's taxonomy places the organism in Eukaryota, Viridiplantae, Streptophyta, Magnoliopsida, Sapindales, Anacardiaceae. Gene Ontology annotation, biological process: positive regulation of transcription by RNA polymerase II. The record is from RefSeq and is a predicted model, not a curated record. The coding region runs from base 47 to 748 and encodes 233 amino acids.